AUGUCGCCUGAUCCCAGCUCAAGUCCAGAGAUCCUCCCAUUCGGACUUGGAUGGCAAAAGGGUCGUCGGGUAUUUUCCAACUUCCUUCGAGCAUCCAACGGAAAUGGGUGGGGUUUGCGGCAAUGGAUCCACCGGGCUGAUCUCAAAUUCUGGGACAGUGCUCCACUUGAUGAGUCUGCCGAGCCUGUUCAGAUGGCGAAAUCACACGGCACGCAAAAACUGAAGGCUCCCAAGAUGAAACAAUAUAGUGUAGACCCGGCUACGCACAAGGCGAUACAGGAAGACUCACAAAUUUCAGGAUCACUACUAAGACGUUUAAGUUUGAUGGCGAGUUUCUAUGUGGUAAAACAAGAUCGUAAGACCAGGCUCACCAUUUCGCCGUCAUUUGGACGCAUAUAUGCGCUCAAAUUCUUCUUGGAAACCUUUUUUGUCUCGCUUCUGAGAAACGGUCAGAUGUCCCAGAUAAACGUUUACGUGUAUUUUACUAUCUACACCGUAUAUAUGCGUCAUCCUACUGAUUGUCAAGACCAAGGCAGCCGCCACCUUAUCGACACCCAAUUGGAUGCCUGCAUUUCCUUGACCUAUAGUACUGCUCCAUCCUCGCGUGCAAAUUCCCGUCCUGUCAACUCGGCCGCCAAGCUACAUGAUUUUAUUUGUGGGAAAGCCGCAACACCAAACGUUGUCUACGCCCGGCAGAAAACUCUUUUUUUGCUCCCGAACAGUCGCGGUGCAAGAAACUACUAG
Molecule: messenger RNA, 744 nt
Organism: Guyanagaster necrorhizus
Lineage: Eukaryota; Fungi; Basidiomycota; Agaricomycetes; Agaricales; Physalacriaceae
Exons: 4
Coding region: 1-744 (247 amino acids)
Source: RefSeq, a predicted model, not a curated record